Hemicordylus capensis (graceful crag lizard) is the source of this 4354-nucleotide messenger RNA. RefSeq names its product fizzy and cell division cycle 20 related 1 (gene FZR1). Gene Ontology annotation, cellular component: anaphase-promoting complex. The transcript is spliced from 14 exons. NCBI's taxonomy places the organism in Eukaryota, Metazoa, Chordata, Lepidosauria, Squamata, Cordylidae. Gene Ontology annotation, biological process: positive regulation of anaphase-promoting complex-dependent catabolic process; positive regulation of ubiquitin protein ligase activity; anaphase-promoting complex-dependent catabolic process. The coding region runs from base 241 to 1722 and encodes 493 amino acids. The record is from RefSeq and is a predicted model, not a curated record. Gene Ontology annotation, molecular function: anaphase-promoting complex binding; protein binding; ubiquitin ligase activator activity.
GAACGCGGAGGGAGGGGCGGCGGCCACUCCUCCCGUCAUGCCCCGCGCGCCGGGCUGGGACGAGGAGUGGGCGGGGCCGGCGGAGGGAGGGCAGAGAGCAAGAGCGACGCCAUAUUGGACCGCUCUGGACGGAGGGAGGGUCGCCUUGACAGCAAGCUGGUUGCACUCUGGGCUCCAUGAACAAGCAGUCGUGAGGCUGUGAUAAGAGACCUUGGCUUUCCUCCCCCCCGCCUCCCCACCAUGGACCAAGACUACGAAAGGCGCCUCCUUCGCCAAAUCAACAUCCAAAAUGAAAACAUGAUGCCUUGCGUAGCAGACAUGAGGAGAACUCUGACACCUUCCAACUCCCCCGUCUCUUCUCCUAGCAAACACGGCGACAGGUUCAUCCCCUCCAGAGCAGGGGCAAACUGGAGUAUCGGCUUCCACAGGAUAAACGAAAACGAAAAGUCUCCGAGUCAGAACAGAAAAGCAAAAGAUGCCACCUCAGACAAUGGCAAAGACGGCCUUGCGUAUUCGGCUCUGCUGAAGAAUGAGCUCUUGGGAGCCGGGAUCGAGAAGGUGCAGGACCCCCAGACAGAGGACAGGCGGCUACAGCCCUCCACACCCGAAAAGAAGAGCCUUUUCACGUAUUCCCUCACCACAAAACGCUCCAGUCCGGAUGAUGGCAACGAGGUCUCUCCGUAUUCUCUCUCCCCCGUUAGCAACAAAAGCCAGAAGCUGCUAAGAUCCCCUCGAAAGCCCACAAGGAAGAUCUCCAAAAUUCCGUUUAAAGUUCUGGACGCUCCAGAGCUGCAGGAUGACUUCUACUUGAACCUGGUGGACUGGUCUUCCCUCAACGUCCUCAGCGUCGGCCUGGGGACAUGCGUCUACCUCUGGAGUGCCUGUACGAGCCAGGUAACCCGGUUGUGUGACCUGUCGGUGGAAGGCGAUUCCGUAACGUCCGUGGGAUGGUCAGAGCGGGGAAAUUUGGUGGCAGUCGGGACCCACAAGGGCUUUGUACAGAUCUGGGAUGCCGCAGCAGGGAAGAAGCUCUCCAUGUUGGAAGGUCACACGGCUAGAGUGGGUGCUCUGGCCUGGAACGCUGACCAGCUUUCUUCCGGCAGCCGGGACAGGAUGAUCCUCCAGCGGGACAUCCGGACCCCUCCCUUGCAGUCCGAGCGGCGCCUCCAGGGCCACAGGCAGGAGGUGUGUGGCCUGAAAUGGUCCACCGACCACCAGCUCCUAGCGUCUGGCGGCAACGACAACAAGCUUCUCGUCUGGAACCACUCCAGCCUGAGCCCCGUCCAGCAGUACACGGAGCACCUCGCGGCCGUCAAAGCCAUCGCCUGGUCCCCCCACCAGCACGGGUUGCUGGCCUCGGGCGGAGGCACCGCCGACCGCUGCAUCCGCUUCUGGAACACGUUGACCGGGCAGCCUUUGCAGUGCAUCGACACCGGGUCACAAGUCUGCAACCUCGCCUGGUCGAAGCAUGCCAACGAGCUGGUGAGCACUCACGGCUACUCUCAGAACCAGAUCCUCGUCUGGAAAUACCCGUCCCUGACUCAAGUGGCCAAGCUAACCGGGCAUUCGUACAGAGUCCUCUACCUGGCUAUGUCGCCUGACGGAGAGGCCAUCGUCACGGGUGCUGGGGACGAAACGCUGAGGUUUUGGAACGUCUUCAGCAAAACCCGCUCCACCAAGGAGUCCGUGUCAGUGCUUAACCUCUUCACCAGGAUACGGUAAAACCCACCAAGAGACUGUGUCUGGGGGUCCGGGAGAGAACCACUAACUGGCAUGCAUGGAAACUGGAGGCAUUCGUCUUGUGGGGGAAACGGGGCGGCGGGGGGUGGGGGGGAGAAUGAUAUGUCAAUCUGUUCAGAGGGUGUCGGAGAUGCUUAUUAAAUACCUGGAGUAUGACAGCUAUUGGAUGUUAUUUAGGGAAGGGAGGCGGGUGGGACGGAAUGUUCCUUCUCUUGUCCGUUAGGGAGGGUGCAAGCAGGGGAGGGCUUUAAAGGGUGUGUGUGUGUGUGUGUGAGAGAGAGAGAGAGAGAGAGAGAGAGGGUGGGGAGCGGGGAAUGUGUGUGUGCAAGUAAACUGGCCCAUUCAAUACAGAGUCAGAUUUUUUUCAGUCAGAGCAGGUUAGAAGAGAACCUUGUAUGCACUGUAGAGAUUGUGUCCCCAGAUGCUGUUGGACUAAGACUCCUAUGAUCUCCUGCCAUUGUGGGGAUGAUGGGAUUUGUAGUCCAACCACAUCAGAGAACCCACAGUAGAGAACCCCCGUUGCAGAGGAUAAGCCAGAUUUGAUUGAUUGAAGAGAGUGACGAGAGCGGGAGCUGCUUUCUCCUGGAGAUUAGAAUUCCCAGAGCCUGGAACGGCCGUGGAUCUUCCUUUUGCCUUGCAGUGGCGAGUUCUUUGCUCUCUCUAGGGCUACCAAAACGGGUUUCCCAGAGUGCUGGGUCCUUUCGGCCCUGUUGUGGAGGAUGGGGAGGCAAGAAAUGGUGUGUCCUGAAAGACAGGCCAACCUGAGGCUUCCUCCUUCUCCUUCAGCAUGUUUAGGAUUAAGUCUCACUGAUUUGACAGAACUUGCUUCCAAGUAAACAAGCUCCCCCAAAAUGUGAAUAUGGUCAACUGUUCAAGCUGUGUCUUGAAACCUUGGCUGAAACUCGGAGACAAGGACUGAAUGUUUGGCAGUCUUGGGAGUAAUUUCGGAGUGUGCAGGAGGCCUCUUCUGAAGAUGGUGAUCCAGAGUUGGCUUACAUGGGACAUCCCGAUCUCCAGCUGGACUGCCAGCUCUGAAUCUUGGGUUCAUUCGCUUCUCCAUCCAGCCUCGGAUCCAGAUUCAUGUCAUAGUCGGCAAACCGUGGUUCUCCGUUACGUAAUGAUCAGGCACACUCUGGUUUGCUCUAACCCAUGGUUUGUCUCCAGAGGAGAGUUGGCUCUUCGCGGUUCUGGUUUGCAGGCAAACUUUGACCUGGGCAAGCCUCCAGUUUGGAACCUUUCAGCAAACAGGAAGGGGAUUGGAAGGGGAGGAAGGAGGACAUGCCCUUGAGCUUUGGACCGGAUGGCCAGGCCGUAGUUGGGAUGUUGGCAGCCGAGUGUCUUUCAUGUGUUCGGAAAGGUCUUCAGGAGGCUCCCUUCAGUUGUUCGCAAAUGAUUUGUAUGACCUUGCAGCUUCAAUCCGGGGUGUGUGUGUGUGUGUGUGUGUGUGUGUGUGUGUGUGUGUAAGUAAGGGGUGAAAAUGCUCUUUGGGAUUGUGGUUGUGUGUUUUUUUUAGAGCUGUUGUGGAACUGGGGUCUGUCUGUGUGUCUCUCUCCAAAGCACUUGUGUUGUGUCUGCUUUUGAAGACAACCCGUCCCGGAGCCCAUCCGUAUCCUCUGUUCUACGUGCCAACAACUGCCCACCUGUAUACUUUUAUUUUAUUUUGGUUUUGGUUUCUUGCCACAUCUUUGCUUUGUGGUGCAUUUUGGGAGAGCCGUGUGUGCGUGUCCAUCUGUCCGUUCACAAGGGAAGUACCCCUUUUGUCCUUUGUGUCUAACAUGCAGAGACGUGACCACCUAGUUCCAUUGGGCUAGCUGAGGGUGAGGGCAAUACCGUGUGUUUUGAGUGCAUUGGCAGAAGUGCUCAGGUGGGAAGCUAUACCUGGCAGAACGAUCCCAUGUACACAAAGAGGGGAGUGUGGCCCAGACAGAACCGAGAGAAGUUAUUUGGGUCCCGCUUGGAAAACCAUGUGGGCAGUGCUUUCGCUGCCAGUUGGGCAGCUUACGAGGCCAGAAACCACCGCAGGGGUACAGAUUCUUCUUAAGAUGAGCACCCCUCUGCGGUGCUCCUGGCCAGCAUCCUAUGGAGACCUCCCUCUUCUUGACCUCACCGCUGUGACCUCUGAGCCCAAGGAUGGCACUGUCAGGAGUCCGUGUCCCUGCAGGAGGAAGCAGCUGAAGCCCCCUUCCUGCCAUAUGUGGGGCAGUUACUGUGGAUGAGGCUGGAUAAAGGGGCUGACCACCGUCUCUUGAGAAGCACCUUCUGUGUGUAUGUGUGUGUGUUGUCCGUCUUCAAGUGUGGGUGGCUGCUUAAGAGGUGAUAUUUCUGCAGCACGUUGGCCUGCAUUUUUUUUUUUUAAUCAUGAUUAAGGGGGGGGUGGGGAAAUAGGGGAAAACAUACAAGUUUGUAUCCUCGGUAUGUGUUGCUUUCUGGCCAGAGUUUAUGGAGAAACUGAAGAAUAUUUGAAAUCUGGUAUCUGUUUUCCCCCUCCUUUCUUUUGGCAUUAUGAUGAUGAUGUUCAGUGCCUUGCCGGAAGCCGGCAGGGUCCCGGGAACCCUUGUUACUUGAUAUGUAAAGCUAAAUGUAUCUGGCAUUAAAACAAUGUAUGAGUUCCGGC